Molecule: messenger RNA, 1257 nt
Organism: Lodderomyces theae
Lineage: Eukaryota; Fungi; Ascomycota; Pichiomycetes; Serinales; Debaryomycetaceae
Gene: LIP7
Product: Lip7p
Exons: 1
Coding region: 1-1257 (418 amino acids)
Biological process (GO): lipid catabolic process
Molecular function (GO): triacylglycerol lipase activity
Source: RefSeq, a predicted model, not a curated record
AUGAUUGUUCGCUUGUGGUUGUUGAUAAUCGCACUUGAGUCGUCGAUAGCCCUAAAACCUCCUCACUUGGACGUCUUUUAUAAUCCACCAGAGGGAUACGAAAGCACUCGAUUGGGGGAGAUACUAAGGGUUAGACAGCCGCCCGCUCCAAUUCGUACCUACCUAGCACCGGUUAAUGCUAUAUCAUGGCAACUUCUCAUACGAUCUGAAGACUCCUUUGGCAAUCCAAACGCAAUUUCAGCAACAAUACUUGAGCCCCCAGACUCAGACGCAGACUCUACUAAGAUAUUGGCGUAUCAAGCUUUUGAAAACUCAGCCAGUGGCGAUUGCCGUCCUUCGUACGCAAUUCUUUCUGGUUCAUUCCAAACAUUUCAAAUUCAAGCAGAGCUUGCAUACAUUUCAAUGGCGUUAUCUAAAGGAUGGUUUGUUCUAAUUGCUGACUACGAGGGUCCCCAGCUGUCAUUCCCCGUGGCCAAGAUAUCUGCAUUUUCAGUCAUGAAUGCCAUGAGAGCAGCUGGAACAUUCAUUGGCAAAGACGCUCGUUUCGCAAUGUUGGGUUACUCUGGUGGUGCAUUGGCCUCGGCGUGGACGGCAAUACUUCACCCGCAAUACGCGCCAGAGUUGAAGAUAGUUGGCGCUGCCUUGGGAGGCACUAUAGCCAAUAUUAGCGCAUUGGUUGAUACUGUUGAUGGUGGACCAUAUGCUGGACUAGUGGUGAAUAUUUUGAAUGGGAUGGGGAAUGAAUAUCCUCGGUUCAGACAUGUAAUUCACACAUAUGGGCUAAAUUUGAGAAAUUACUGCUUGGUGUCUGCAGCAAUCCACUACUUUGGAUCCAAAUUCAACGUUGACGUGUAUAGAAACUUUUCGCAAAACGGAAUCAUCCAAUAUUAUUUCAGCAAAAACAGCCUCUUGGGCAAAAAAGCACCAAGUAUGCCAAUUUUUAUAUUUCAUUCAACGUUGAAUGAAAUGUCGCCGAUAAGUGAAAUCUACAAAUUGGUCAAUCAGUGGUGUAAGCAAGGAGCCAAGCUAGAAUUUGCUGAAGAUUUAAGUUAUAAUCAUAUGGUGGAAGCAUUUGCGGGAGUGCCAGCGGCAUUGACAUGGUUGGAGGACAGAUUCGAGUUGAAAAAAGUGCCCGAUACAUGUGUCACUGAAAAGCGGGUCUCAAAUUUGAUGUAUCCUGGUAGUUCGUCCUUGAUCAAGCAUCACUUGAAAUAUUCCAUAUCACAAUUGGCAUCAAAAUUCAACAUAUUCGCAUGA